Etheostoma spectabile (orangethroat darter) is the source of this 2539-nucleotide messenger RNA. RefSeq names its product RING1 and YY1 binding protein b (gene rybpb). Gene Ontology annotation, cellular component: nucleus. The transcript is spliced from 5 exons. Gene Ontology annotation, molecular function: transcription coregulator activity; DNA binding. Bases 153 to 962 code for a protein of 269 amino acids. Gene Ontology annotation, biological process: positive regulation of DNA-templated transcription. The record is from RefSeq and is a predicted model, not a curated record. NCBI's taxonomy places the organism in Eukaryota, Metazoa, Chordata, Actinopteri, Perciformes, Percidae.
UGGGGUCAGUCGCUGUGCCGUGCCUCGAGCCAGCGCUGAGUGGAGCCUGUCUGCCAACAGCUUCAGCAGCGGCUCUAUCUGGAACCCACUACACUCACUGACAAUUAAAGGAGGCCCUUUUUUCUUCUUUUUUACGAGGAAUAUUCUUCACCAUGGGCGACAAGAAGAGCCCUACCAGGCCAAAAAGACAAGCCAAACAGACCGCUGAUGACGGUUACUGGGACUGUAGCGUCUGCACCUUCAGGAACACCGCCGAGGCUUUCAAAUGCAGCAUCUGCGAUGUGAGGAAGGGCACAUCCACAAGGAAACCCAGGAUCAACUCCCAGCUGGUUGCCCAGCAGGUGGCUCAGCAGUACCCGAUGCCUCCCCCGCCGAAGAAGGAGCGAAGGGAGAGGAGUGAGCGCACAGACAAGGAGCGCCCGGAUGGCGAAGGGGAGCGUGCCAACGGCGAGGGACGCCCAGAAGUUGAGCGUCCAGAGAUAGUGAGCCCAGAGGGAGAACCUCCUGAGAAGGAAAAGAGCGACAAUGAGCAACAACCAAUCAAAGACAAACCCGACAGAGAGAAGGACAUAAGCCCAGCCGUCACGAAGAAGCCCAGCAGCAAAAAGACCAGACCCAAAUCAGACAACCAUCAGAGCCCACCCAGUGACAAACACAGCAUACAGUCUGGCAAAUCAGCAACCAAGACCAACAAGAACUCUCACAUUUCCAGGCCCAAACUGAAGAACAUUGACCGAAGCACCGCCCAGCAGUUGGCCAUCACUGUAGGGAACGUGACAGUGAUCAUAACAGACUUUAAGGAGAAGACCCGCUCCUCCUCCACGUCCUCGUCCACCAUCACGUCUAGCGCGGGCUCCGAACAACAGCACCAGAGCUCCGGCUCCGAGAGCAUGGACAAGGGCUCGUCAAGGGCCUCCACACCUAAAGGGGAUCUCUCAGUGGGGCACGACGAGUCGUUCUGAGGUCCUGUCCCUCUCCUCCUGUCCUCAUUCCGCUUCACCCCCCCCCCUUUUUCCCCCCUACGUUUCUAGACACUAUGGAUCCCAUAGGGGGAGAGAUGUCACCUUUCCCAUCGCUGCCCUGCCUCCAUUCCACAUCCACCCCUGAAUGCUGAGAGGAGCUGGAUGACUGGAACAAUGUGGUGCGCCUGCCAGAAAACAAAAGCCCUGCUUGGGGAACCCCCCUCGUGGUUGCACCCGAGGCACUGGCAAAGAGAGCUAUGCUACAAGGAAUAACCCCCACAACCUCCCCCUGCGGUAGCAUCCAGACACUUGUAUGUAUUGUUUUAUAUUUGUACGUGGAUGUGAGGCCAAGUCGACAUUUGUUUUGUUUUUGUAAAGAAGAAUUCUCCGCUGGGCACAAUAACCAUCAUUUCAAUAACUUUAAACUAUUAUUACCCUAUUUAUUACCUGUUGCACCUGUAUACUUUGAUAUUCUACUUUUUAUGUUGAAGCUUUGCUGUGUAGCCUGCCGAUCGAUCUUCCUUCAGGGUUUUUAUUACAGUUUAAAGAUGAUAGACAAGACCGAGACACCACCACACACACACACACACACACACACACACACACACACACACACACACACACACACACACUGGUGCUAGAUACACUGUGAAGCGGUUUUGCAGAUCUGGGAUUUCCCAUUCAUUCAAUGUGACAGAUUGCUGAUACAUCAAAUUCUCAUUCACAAUAACACUGUCAGGACCUCCAUCAGGUCCAUCUUGUUCUGUACAGGUCAAUGUGCAUCAGAAGAAGGCUCACCUGAGGUUCAGACAUCUGACUUUUUCAACUAGAUUGUCUAUGAUUUAGUAUGCUAUAGCAGAUCUCUUAUACAGUAUCUUAUGUCCUUAACUGUACAGUGUAGGCUGUUGUGUAAAACACUAAAAGCUGUUGAUAUUUUCUGCAUUCCUUACUUGGAUAUUGAGUUCUCUGGCUGAAGCUAGAGCUGUUCUCUCAGCUCCUGAGCCAGAAUUUGUUCUGUGGUGACUGAAGGAUGGUUACAUGCAGUUCCACUUGGUAAAACCAUAUCGAACUGUAAAAUAGACCUGUUGUGUCAAGCUGUUGUAAAUCGAUUUUCUUUUUUCUUUCGUUGUGGUUCUGAAGAAAACAUUGAAUCUUCAUUCUGUCAGCCUGAUAUCCCAGAAAACAAGUGCAAAGACAUGAGAAAUUCACAAAGAUUGACAAUUCAGUUAACUUUUAGUUUUUUAAAUGAAUUUAAGACUCCUGUCAUUGAAGGCAAACAAAUAUUGCAGUAGUUAAUAGAACACAAAUGCUCUUCAAUUUUUAGAACAGCAAGGCUUAUUUAAUGGUUUUAAUUCACUUUGACCUUAGCUGAUACUAGACCAACAUAAUUUUCUUUAACUGUAUGAAAUUGUAAAAAGAAUAAAUGUGUAUAUGAUAUCUUAGUUUUAUUUAUUGAAGGACCAAAGGAAUUUCAUAAUGACAUGAUACAUAGACAGAUAAAUAACAAUUUGAAAUGCAAUUAUCUAAUGUGUGAGAUGAAUAACAUUUUAAAUAAAGACUAAUAUAAUCCAUGUAAA